Microdochium trichocladiopsis is the source of this 1131-nucleotide messenger RNA. RefSeq lists its product as uncharacterized. The transcript has 3 exons. The record is from RefSeq and is a predicted model, not a curated record. NCBI's taxonomy places the organism in Eukaryota, Fungi, Ascomycota, Sordariomycetes, Xylariales, Microdochiaceae. Bases 1 to 1131 code for a protein of 376 amino acids.
AUGGCAUCCGAAAAGCCCUCGGUCCUCAUUAUUGGCGGGCUGGGCUACAUUGGCCGCUUCCUUGCCCAGCACAUACACCAGGAAGGCCUCGCCUCCAGUAUCCGUCUUGUCGACAAGGUCUUGCCACAGCUGGCAUGGCUCGCCCCUGAAUUCGAAGAAGCUUGCUCCAAGGACAACUUUAUGCAAGCUGAUGCCAGUAAAGAGCAAGCCCUGGCCCGGAUAUUCGACCGUGAAGAUGGCAAGCAGUGGGAUUACGUCUUCAACUGCGGCGGCGAAACUCGAUACUCUCAGGAGGACGAAGUGUACAAGGUCCGCUCGCUGGCUCUGUCAUUAGCUGUUGGAAAAGAGGCCGCCAAACGCAAAGUCAAAUGCUUUGUCGAGCUGAGCACGGGAAUGGUCUACAAGCCCAACUCGGCUCCGAGCAAGGAGAGCGACAAGCUCAAGCCUUGGAGCAAAAUUGCCAUCUUCAAACUCCAGGCUGAGCAGCAAUUAGCACAAAUCGAAGGGCUCAACUUGGUCAUCGUCCGCUUGCCACACGUUUACGGCCCAUACGCGUCUCAAUGGGUAGGCACCGCCAUGUGCCUUGCGCGUGUCUACCAGAGCAUGCACGAAGAGAUGAAAUGGCUCUGGACGAAGGAUCUUCGUACCAAUACAGUGCAUAUUCGUGACUGCACACGGGCUUUGUGGGCCAUUGCCUCCUGGUAUGCCGAGGGGAAACCCAAGUUCGACGAAGCGAGCAUGGGCAAUGUUCCGAUAUUCAACGUUGUCGACAAAGGAACAACCACACAAGGAACGAUAGCCGAAAUCAUUGGUCAAGUGUUUGGCAUCAAGACUGGCUUUCAAGGACAACUAUUGAGCAACCUGGCAAGACUGAGCAUGGACAACAUUGUCGACGACGUCAAUGACGAUACACUGGGCCCUUGGGCCGAUCUAUUGGCUGAGAAGGGCAUCGUCCGUCCCGGCCCGUUGACACCCUUCAUGGAAAAAGAGCUGCUCAAGGACACUGAUCUGAGCAUGGACGGAGGUCGAUUUCAGGAGCUCAUCGGAUUCGAAUACAAGCACCCAACCAUCACCAAGGAGCUUGUCGAGGAGGUCAUUGAAAGUUAUAAGAAGAUGAACUGGUGGCCUUGA